Messenger RNA from Coregonus sp. 'balchen', 16523 nucleotides. Lineage: Eukaryota; Metazoa; Chordata; Actinopteri; Salmoniformes; Salmonidae. The record is from the annotation of a GenBank genome assembly.
GACUUCUAUGAGCACACAGCAGUGCAAGACAGCAAACUGUUACUGAGGCACUGAGGAGAAGGAGACUUGAAGAGCAAGAGAGAAGGCAGAGAGAGCUCUACACUUGAGACUGAGUGAAGUUGAAACAAGCAUCAAGUAAUAAGAGAGGAGUGAUAAGAUAAGAUAAACACAAAGGUAUGUAAUGUGCCUGAGCUCGUUUAGAAUUUUUUUAUGGGGGGAGAGAUGAUUAUUUGUUUGUUUUCAUGAGAUGUGAUGCAAAACAGCUUGUUUGUAUCUCAUGAAUGAGAAAAGAAACAAAGUAUUUUUUAUAAAGCUGAUCUUAAAAAAUAUAAAGGCUUAUCAUGGUAUUUAGACAUCAGUCUGGAAAUACUGCUUUGAAAGUCAGGAGUUAAGUUGGGUGCCUAAGUUGGGUCUAUUCAUUUUAGUUGUUUGCUCUCUGUGCUCAAGUAAUUUCCUAUAUUUUUAAUGUGUAGUCAAUCAUACGCUGCUGGCAAUUUCCAAAAUGUGUUGUCUGAGGUGAUAUUUUGAUUUGAUCUGUGUGUAGUGUUCAGUGGAUAAAGAGGAGGUGUUAAAGCUAGCCUAUAUUCCAGUGCAGCAGAUUUGGAUAAAUGCCAACCUGCUAAAAUGGGGACUUUUUUUGCUGACCUAAAUAUUAUUCAUAAUAACGGUGAGAUCAUCACCAUGGUUUGUGCUGGAUGUGUGGAAGGAAGGUGUCUCAUAUUUCUUCUUAUAAAGGAAUAUAUAGCCUAGGUCUACCUGUCUCGCCAUACCUCUGUUCAAAAAGGACAUUUUAAACUAAUAGUUUCAGACAGUACUAUGUUAGCUUAUUAAACUGUACAGAACCCAAGAGGCUUUCCCCUAACUGGAAUCCUCAUCAUCCAGAUAGGCUAAUUGUUUUUGUCUGGUGGACCAUGUGUAAUCCUAAAAUGACAGUUGAAAUGAGAGUGCAUGCAUGACAGUUAGGCUGAGAGUGAGUGCAUGUCAUGACAGUUAGGCUGAGAGUGAGUGCAUGUAAUGACAGUUAGGCUGUGAGUGAGUGCAUGCAUGACAGUUAGGCUGAGAGUGAGUGCAUGCAUGACAGUUAGGCUGAGAGUGAGUGCAUGUCAUGACAGUUAGGCUGAGAGUGAGUGCAUGUCAUGACAGUUAGGCUGAGAGUGAGUGCAUGUCAUGACAGUUAGGCUGUGAGUGAGUGCAUGUCAUGACAGUUAGGCUGUGAGUGAGUGCAUGUCAUGACAGUUAGGCUGAGAGUGAGUGCAUGUCAUGACAGUUAGGCUGAGAGUGAGUGCAUGUCAUGACAGUUAGGCUGUGAGUGAGUGCAUGUCAUGACAGUUAGGCUGAGAGUGAGGUCAUGACAGUUAGGCUGUGAGUGAGUGCAUGUCAUGACAGUUAGGCUGUGAGUGAGUGCAUGUCAUGACAGUUAGGCUGAGAGUGAGUGCAUGUAAUGACAGUUAGGCUGAGAGUGAGUGCAUGUCAUGACAGUUAGGCUGAGAGUGAGUGCAUGUCAUGACAGUUAGGCUGUGAGUGAGUGCAUGUCAUGACAGUUAGGCUGAGAGUGAGUGCAUGUCAUGACAGUUAGGCUGCGAGUGAGUGCAUGUCAUGACAGUUAGGCUGAGAGUGAGUGCAUGCAUGACAGUUAGGCUGCGAGUGAGUGCAUGUCAUGACAGUUAGGCUGCGAGUGAAUGCAUGUAUCUGCUUGCCCUGGCUUCCAGUCAGUCUGUGUGACGUCCCAGGAAACAGGUGGGUACUUCACGGAACUGUAUGACACAGAGAUGACUGGGCAAGGCCUGUGCCUGCUGAUAGUAGCUUGGGGACUUCAACUUCAUGAUGAGUUCAGUGUCUCGAUGAGAGUUGGAUGAGUAGCUGCUGUGUGCUGGCUACUGCCUUACGCAAUGCUGAUUCAUUCAUCCAUAGGAACCACGAGUCAUUCUGUAGCCUACUGUCAUUCACUGCAGCCUGCUCAUACCAUAGACACAUGGCUCAUACACAGUCUUCUCCCACAUGCUGAGAUUCUGCUGCCAUGAAGCAAACACAUCUGAGUUUUUUUAUUUAGCAGGAUUUCUAAUUCCAGAAGAGUAUACGAGCAGUAUGAUUGUCUAGGGUAGAAUUGUGAGGUUAAUUCGACCUCAUUUUUUUCUCCCUCUCCAUCCAGCUAGAGCAGUUUUCCCCCUGAGAACAACAGAGAUGGCCGUCACUCCAUUCAGUCGCAGACAGUGGGCCUCCCAGUCCCUCAGAGUCACAGCUAAGGAGUUGACCAUAGUCGGCACCAGAGGCAAGAACAAUGCCAUCGCUGAGCGCUUCUCCAAGUAAGUUUCUCUCACUCUCUCCCAUUUACCCUUACUGUGACUGUUAUCUUCCUAUUAUCUUCUCUUCUCAUACAAGGACUCUUCACAUUUAAACUCACCCAGAUGUAUCUAUUCUCUCUCUAUUGUACAUACCCUUGUACCAAGGUAGAAACACACAUACUCACUCCAGUAUUGCUAUUCUCUCUCUCUCCUCCUGACCACUGAUGGCUUUUUCCACCCCAGUCUGCCCUGCUGCCUGAAACCAUAAUCAUAGAUCACCACUCACUCCCACUCUUUGUCCUCUCCUGUCCUGUCCUCAUUUGUCCUUUCCAGUCCACUCCUGUCUUGUCCUGUCCUGUCCAUGUGUUUGCUGGACCAGUACAAGAUAAUAACUUUAAAUGGCUUGAAACUGUAUUUGAUAACAUUGCUGAUUUGUACUAGCCCGAGUGCCAGCCUGCUUGUGCUAUCAUGCCAACUCAUUGUCUCUCAGGCAAGAGGACAACCAGAUCAAGGACCAGGCUGGAUUUUUACCAGUUUGUCUAGCCAAUUAUAGAAACAGCACCGGCUAUGACAUGUCUGAGAUUGGAUUAGUCCCCCUUCAUACCUCUCUACUUUCAACAGUUUGACAUUUGUUUUUCCUUCUCACCUGUGUUCCCUUCCAGCCGUUGCUAUUCUGUGUAGAAUGAUGUUUAUCCAUAUCCCCACAAACCUGUUAUUCCAGUUUCACUGAUGUCGACAGUUCUUAAAUAGUCAAGAUAGGUCAACUGAGAUGAACUUCCUGUGAAAUGUCUCCUUUAUUCUCCCAGAUCACCAUCCAGCGUAUUAGUAGGCCACUUUAGUGAAGGAAACGUCCCUUUUGUUAUUUUAUGAUUGAUACAUGGUCAGGGUCAUUGACAUACGUAGUUCCAUAUUUUUGAUAUUCUGAGAAGGUUUCAGUAUCUGACCACUAGGAGACAGCGUUGAUCCAUGUUUAUGUGUAUUGUUGGAAUUAGAAGGGAACCUUACAAACGUUUUAGCUAUAGAGAGGCUAAGACGGGGCUGUAAACGGCAAUACCUAUAAACUGCUCUACCUCAUUACAUAGGCCUAUGCUCACAACCCCAUCUAUCCUCUUCCUAGAUACCAACUGGCUGCAGAGGAGGGCAACUCCGAGAGGAAGAAAGCAGUAAGUACCCAGUCAGGGUUGGAAAGUGCAAAUAUCUAAUAAAGCUAUAGAACCAAUUUCUCUCUCUCACACACACAUACUUACUCAUCCUCACUCGCUCUCUCUCACACACUCUCUCUCUCAGACACACACACACAAAUACACACACUCACACCGCAGGUGGGCCUAUAAACACACACACACACGGAUGUCCACAUGCUGCACUUGGAGGCUAGACUUGUAAAGCCUUAAUCCUUAUUUUGAGACUUUAAUCUUAAGGUAGAUAAUACCUCCACUGUCGUUUCACAUCGCUGCUCCUGUUCCUGGGUGGCAUGAAGGACUACAAUGUAAUGCCUGAUCCCACCUAGCCGAAACAUCCACCCUUCCCAGUGGUCAGUUGGCUCGGCCUGGGAAUGGGGAUAUAAACAGACUGCAGGGAUGUAAUUUUUUUCUUCAUUAAGCUACUUUUUAAAUUCCAGGUAGGUGUCUGGAAUAAGUAGAUCAUCAGCUGUUGUACUGUAUUGAAAGCAGUGCUUGAAGUGGAUUGAAAUAGGCGCCGGCACUCAUUUUGGGUGACAGUUCUGUUUACAUGUAUAUUUAGGUGCGGGAGUGCUGCAAUAAUUUGAAGCCUAUAUUCUAUAGGAGGUGCGGGGACUCGAGCAGUAGAACAUUUGAAGUGCCGGGGGGGGGGUCUUCAGUUUGGGGAGGAGGCAUGCCACUGGUUCAUAAUGUUUGGUGUAUACAUAUUGUAAUUUUUAUGAUAUGUUAUGAAUUCCAAUUCAUACAAUAAGUUACGAUUUUGUAAGUGCUUAAGAUUCCGGACUGCAUCUUUAAAUGGCUGUAAAUCUUUAUUUCAGCUUCACUUAUCUUACUUUCAUGGUUGUUAUGUCAACACAGGACAACGCUUCAGUUGUUUACUUGAAAGAAAGCAUUGAGAUCUUUUUCAUGGGUAGGCCUAUCUUGUGUUAAACAUCCCUCAAAGUGUUCUAGUCAUAUGAUCCUAGUCAUUUGAUGAGCAUGAGAAACUGUGGUCAGCUGGUUGGGUUAGCCAGGGAGAGGUCUUGUUGGUAGAAAGAUGCUACUCCGGUUGAAUGCUAACUUUAGCUUUAUUAGAAUGAGGUUGGAGACUCUUACUCUUGUAUCCUGAAACUAUUGAUGUGACUGGUAUCUGUUCUGUCCUAUUACCCAUUGGUCUCUAUAUCUUAUCUCCUUCACAUGCUGCUAAUAGUAUUACCCCAUUGCCCUUCUGGGUUGAAUUCCACAGUGUUUCUGUACUAGGAUUCUAUUCUUGGAUUCUAUUUAGGCACACACUGUACAAACUGUACAACCCUUUUGAUUUAUGCCAUUGCUAUGUUUCUGCUAGUCAGACUGUAGGAACAAGUUGAGGAGUAGCCCUGGUGGAUAUAAUGGGUAUCUUAAUAAAGUAAACUUUCUCUUUACGUCCUCCUCCAGGCUGCAGAGCUGUUGCCCCCAACUCUCCGCAGUGGCAACCUGAGUGUGUUGAAGAAGCGCUGGGAGCAGCCUGUCCAGUCCUCAGCCACGUCCUGCGCCCCACUACCCCACACCACCCACACUCGCUGCUUACUCCCCUCAGACCCUAAAGCCAAGCAUCAGACCCAGCCCCAGCGCCAGGCCACUGAGGCCCAGCCACCUCUUUCACCAGACCCCAACACCAGCCCCACAGCUGCAGAGGACCAGGCAGGACCAAGCAUGGAGAGAAGACUGCAGCAGAGAGACCCAGAGAGGCAGGAGGCAGCAGCAGUAGUACCUUGUGUCCCCAGUGAGAAGCCCAACAUCCCCAUCAACAACCUCAAGACGAUGUUCGAGAAAGGAGAGAACCAUCAGAACGAAGCAAGUCCAAAUUCACUGAUUACAAGCUAGCGUGUAUUUUAAUAGGAUAUAUUCUUUCAUGUCACAUUUUCAGAGACACCUUUUUUACUCUUUACCUUACAUUUAAUUAUUUUACGUCACAUAAAUAGUGAGAAUGGCUAUUGGCAGAAUGGAAACACUUUUAUAUUGUUUAGGUAUUAGGAGAGUGUUGUUGUGUGGAUCAGGUGGUGUGAUUACACAUGCUGCUCUGUGACAGUGACUUAGUCGAUGGGUUUGCUAAAGAUAAGCCCCAUGUGUUUUAAUCCGAGGUCAGAGGACUCCCUGAAGCUGAAGUAUCAUAGUUCAUAAGACAACUAGUCUGUGUGUCAUCAUUGUUCCUGUUCUAGAAGUGAAGGUGUCGUGUUCUCCAGGGGUCAGAGCCCUCCUGGUAUUAGUCCUGCUGCAAGUCACAUGCACCGCUAUGAGUGUUCUCAUCUCACUACAGAACACUCCUAGAGAUGGGCUAGAUGUCAACAUGUCCUCAGGCAGAUAGGAGGGGUGCUUCAAAACAACCACUGUCCUAUCCUCCUCAUGCUCCCUGUGGGGUUAACAGCCAUGUUGAUAGAAACGCAACAUGGAACAAUUUCAAAGAUUUUACUGAGUUACAGUUCAUAUAAGGAAAUCAGUCAAUUGAAAUAAAUUCAUUAGGCCCUAAUCUAUGGAUUUCACAUGACUGGAAAUACAGAUAUGCAUCUGUUGGUCACAGAUACCUUAAAAAAAGGUAGGGGCAUGGAUCAGUAUCUGGGACAAACCAGUCAGUGUCUGGUGUGACCACCAUUUGCUUCAUGCAGCAUGACACAUCUCCUUCGCAUAGAGUUCAUCAGGCUGUUGAUUGUGGAAUGUUGUCCCACUCCUCUUCAGAGGCUGUGCGAAGUUGCUGGAUAUUGGCGGGAACUGGAACACACUGUCAUACACAUUGAUCCAGAGCUUCCCAAAUAUUCUCAAAGAGUGACAUGUCUGACUAUUCAGGCCAUGGAAGAACUGGGACAUUUUCAGGUUCCAGGAAUUGUGUACAGAUCCUUGUGACAUGGGGGCGUGCAUUAUCAUGCUGAAAUAUGAGGUGAUGGCAACGGAUGAAUGGCACGACAAUGGGCCUCAGGAUCUCAUCACGGUAUCUCUGUGCAUUCAAACUGCCAUGGAUUAAAAUGCAAUUGUGUUCGUUGUCCGUAGCUUAUGCCUGCCCAUACCAUAACCCCACCGCCACUAUGGGGCACUCUGUUCACAAUGUUGACAUCAGCAAACUGCUCGCCCACACGACACCAUACACGUGGGUCUGCGGUUGGACGUACUGCCAAAUUCUCUAAAACAAUGUUGGAGGUGGCUUAUGGUAGAGAAAUGAACAUUCAAUUCUCUGGCAAAAGUUCUGGUGGACAUUCAUGCAGUCAGCAUGCUAAUUGCAUGCUCCCUCAACUUGAGACAUCUGUGGCAUUGUGUUGUGGGACAAAACUGCACAUUUUUGUGGCCUUUUAUUGUCCCCAGCACAAGGUGCACUUGUGUAAUGAUCAUGCUGUUUAAUCAGCUUCUUGGCAAAGAAGAAAUGCUCACUAACAGGGAUGUGUACAAAUUUGAGAGAAAUAAGCUUUUUGGGCGUAUGGAACAUUUCUGGGAUCUUUUUAUUUCAGCUCAUGAAACAUGGGACCAACACUUUACAUGUUGCAUUUUAUUUUUGUUCAAUGUAGAUGAGCUCAUUUAAAAGCAAAGGAUCAUUUUAACCCUUUUUUACUCGAGUCUAGACUUAAAGUCCAUUUUGUUUGUUUUCCUGGCUUGUACAGUUAGUUAUUGAAUGUGAAAGGCCAGACUUUCAAUGUAACUUUCCUAUGAGGUAGGGUUUUAGUUGACCUUUGAUCAAGAUUCAGACCUUUUUUUAAUCAGAGCCAGUGCUGUGGGUUAACUAGCUUACUACUCGGUCUUUGAACAUGGACGCCCGCCUGGACACCAGAUCAGAGGAGUGUUUUGUUGCGGCUUAACAAGUUGCCUCACCUGCCACACCCCAGCUGGCUGAACCUUCCUUAACACGUUGCUUCACCUGCCACACCCCAGCUGGCUGAACCUUCCUUAACACGAUGCCUCACCUGCCACACCCCAGCUGGCUGAACCUUCCUUAACACGUUGCCUCACCUGCCACACCCCAGCUGGCUGAACCUUCCUUAACAUGUUGCCUCACCUGCCACACCCCAGCUGGCUGAACCUUCCUUAACACGUUGCCUCACCUGCCACACCCCAGCUGGCUGAACCUUCCUUAACAUGUUGCCUCACCUGCCACACCCCAGCUGGCUGAACCUUCCUUAACAUGUUGCCUCACCUGCCACACCCCAGCUGGCUGAACCUUCCUUAACACGUUACCUCACCUGCUACACCCCAGCUGGCUGAACCUUCCUUAACACGUUGCUUCACCUGCCACACCCCAGCUGGCUGAACCUUCCUUAACAUGUUGCCUCACCUGCCACACCCCAGCUGGCUGAACCUUCCUUAACAUGUUGCCUCACCUGCCACACCCCAGCUGGCUGAACCUUCCUUAACAUGUUGCCUCACCUGCCACACCCCAGCUGGCUGAACCUUCCUUAACACGUUACCUCACCUGCUACACCCCAGCUGGCUGAACCUUCCUUAACACGUUGCUUCACCUGCCACACCCCAGCUGGCUGAACCUUCCUUAACAUGUUGCCUCACCUGCCACACCCCAGCUGGCUGAACCUUCCUUAACAUGUUGCCUCACCUGCCACACCCCAGCUGGCUGAACCUUCCUUAACAUGUUGCUUCACCUGCUACACCCCAGCUGGCUGAACCUUCCUUAACACGUUGCUUCACCUGCCACACCCCAGCUGGCUGAACCUUCCUUAACACGUUGCUUCACCUGCCACACCCCAGCUGGCUGAACCUUCCUUCCUUACUGAAGCACAUGAGCAGCUCUUUCUCAUUCUCUCAGCUAACAGCCAGGAAGUGACCUGGGCUACCCCUUCCCUCGACCUACACUCCCACCCCUAGCCCUGCCCCUUCCCUCGAAAUACACCCCCACCCCUAGCCCUGCCCCUUCCCUCGAAAUACACCCCCACCCCUAGCCCUGUCCCUUCCCUCGACCUACACCCCCACCCCUAGCCCUGUCCCUUCCCUCGACCUACACCCCCACCCCUAGCCCUGUCCCUUCCCUCGAACUACACCCCCACCCCUAGCCCUGUCCCUUCCCUCGAACUACACCCCCACCCCUAGCCCUGUCCCUUCCCUCGAACUACACCCCUAGCCCUGUCCCUUCCCUCAACCUACGCCCCUGCCCCUUCCCUCGACCCCCACACCCAGCCCUGUGCCUGGCCUGCUCCCUGACCUGUAGCUGAGCCCUAGCCCCUCUCCUCAAGAAGUGGUGAUGUCAUGGGGCAGGCAUGCACAUUACUGCAGUAGAGAAGAAACUGAGCCUCCUCUGAUAACACUCCCUCCCCUGGUCCUCCCUGGUUUAUCAAAGCAAGGCCUUCUCUCUUCUGCCCCUCCUCCUUCUCUCUUCUGCCCCUCCUCCUUCUCUCUUUUCCUGCUCCUCUCUUCUCCCCCUCCUGCUCCUCUCGCUGGAGGAGACGGCCAUGAGGGAGAGGCACUGUGAAAUUAAUUGACCCAACUUCAUCUUCUCCCUCCCUCCUUUCCAGCCCCACUCCCCUCCCCUCCAUAUGCCCCCCUGAAGGCUUCCCCUCCUCUCUGCUUCUCUCUCUCUGUGUGACUGUGAUGAGGCAGAAAGGAAGGACGAAGGAGAGGCACCAGUCCAGUGGAGCCACAGUGUAAUGAACAGAAUCGAGUUAGCUGCUGUUGAUGUUCAAAACUCCUCCAGGACAGGCAUGAGCGCUCCAGCUUAACUUUUCUCCUCUCCUCUCCUCUUCAUUGUGUUCCACUCUGCUUCUCCCUGUUGCUCCUAGCAUUGCUUUGCGAGAGGUAAAUAUGUUUUUUGUUCUUUGUUUGGUCUCAACCCUCGAUCUCGGACCUCCUUAAGUUCACUUUUAGUACUGUGGCUCUGAAACAGUCGAGGGCUUAUAUUUGUAGUUUGCUUUCUUUGCUAGUUUAGUGUGUUUUUAUUAGGUUACAGUAGAUUACGCUGUGAAUUGAGUCCUUUGAUGGGAGGGCUAGCCUAUACACUGACUGCACUAUGGUUGGUGAAUUAUGGUUACUGUCAGUGAAUGGGCUUUUCAAGGAUUUUUUCAUAUGCUUUUGUCAAUGGUGGUUUUGGGCUAUAUGUAGCCUACAACUCACUGAUUUUGAAUUGACCUUUUUUGUUGUUAAUGCUCUGAUGCCCAGGCAGCCAGCCAGCCGGCGGUAGGCUUCAGGGAGGAGCCUCUGUCUGUAUCAUCUGUCUCUGGGGGUUUUAAUUGUCAGUGGGAUUAGUGUCAGCUCUUUGUCUGGCCUGCUGAUCAGUUCCUCCCUCUCUGAGCUCAGCUGCCUCCUGGCCUUUUGUUUGUUUACAGCCUCCACCAUAUUGUUGAGGCACCACCCGUGACCAUAGUCUGGAGAGGAGAAGGGUCCGGCUGAAUCUUGGUCUGGCUUGGGAGGGGACCUCCAGCUGGAUUAGAGUGGGGUCUCUCCACCUGGGGUCCGUCUGGGCCAGCUGGGGUCUGGCUCCCUCUAGAGCCUAGAUUAAUCCACUCUGGAGGAUGGAACAGCACGUGUCACCCCCUUCUGCGAAUGCAGAUCUAAAAUCCAGACUGCCACAAACGCACAACGCUAUAAAGACUUUUCUUCCAGAACAGCACUGCUCUGUCUCCUCUUUGUAUUUCAGGGUUUUAUCCACCCUUUGACCCCUCCUCUCAUCCCCCACUCCGUCUGUGUAUUAUUAAGGCUGUUCCCGGUGCAGUCCCAGCCUCCAGGGCUCUGUGACACCCUGCUGCUCUAAUCUCUGAUACUGAUCACACUCUGGCUAAAAGGCUCUGCAUGGUCAAUCCGACAUUUACGCUGGCCGUAUAGCAUUUACUGCGAUGCCGCCUCCGCAGAAGUCAGAGCAUUCAUACUUUUUGUGCUUCAUGGAGCAGAUCUGUCGUGAAGGAAGUUGUCAAGGAUGUGAGUUUGCUUAUACAGGACCUCCCGCCCCCACCUACCGUCAACCAAUCAUGUCAAUGCGGCACUAUAAGGAGCUAUACGGAGCCCUCCGCAUUGUAACAAAAUUUGGGAGGUGUACGGCGAUGCGGUACAGAGCUCGAUUUGGCCUCCGCAGGCCUGGAUCGCAUUUCCGGAGCAAGCAUAAAUUGGCCUUUUACAGACACAAGCGGUACAGACGGACAGGAGGCAGGAGACAGAGUGCGUCCCAAAUGGCACCCUAUGGGCCUUGGUCAAAAGUAGUGCCCUAUAUAUGCCAUUUGGGCCGCACCAAGAGGCUGUUCUCACAUUGAGUGUGUGGAGGCCAGGUGAAGCCAGUCUUGACUUGAGUCUCUGCUACUACAGGUGUGUGCCAAGAACAGUGUGUUCUCCUCUUGGCUGUUACCUCUAACCUCUGCUCUAUGAAAUCCCUCUCUCACUCCUGACUGCUGAAAUGAGGGUUGAAAAGUUGGUUGAAAUGCAGGCAGCCACUCUGUCCCCAUGUCUUUAGGUCUGAAAGCGUCACCGAGCAAAGUCAGUUUGAUCAAUGCAGUCCAGUUGGUUAUGUAGCCCUAUUUGGUUAAAGUCUUAGGGUCAUAUGAUGGAAGAUUCCGAAGUGUCCUAAUCAACAACUAAUCAGACGGAACACAACAUCUAUGCAUAGUCACUUUACCUCUACCUACAUGUACAUAUUACCUCGACUAACCGGUACCCCUGCACAUCGACUAGGUACUGCUUGUAUAUAGCCUUGUUAUUGUUAUUUUGUGUUACCUUUUUUGGGGCUGUGUGUAUAGGCUCCUGUAGCUGUGUUCAGUGUUCAGCUCUGCUCUGCCCAGUGCUUUGUUCUGUUCUGUGUGUGUCAGGGAGGCAGGUGAGCCUCCUGACUGGAGUGUGACUGUGGACAGGAGGACCGACAGGGGUGUCUGCCUUGCCUCCCUCAGGCUCUAUCUGCCCCAGGCUCUAUCUCACUGAGCUCAUAAGGGGAUUAGAGUAGAGAGGGCUGGGAGAGGCUGGGCAGGAGAGGCAUACAGCCAGGACGGGAUCUGGACAACAAGCCAGGCAGCUAAUGGAACUGACUGACUCACUGACAGGCUGCCAUACUUCUUCUCUCCCCCCUCUUCUCCACCCCUCUUUUCCUCUCCUUUUCUGUCAGAGCACAUGGCUCAGAACUGUCUGAUGGAUGGCCCUGGUUCUCCCCCACUGUUUGUUUAUGCUAGCCUAGAGCUAAAUAUGUGAGCAUCAUAUGGUUCUGUAUGCAAACCACGAUGCAGGAGCUGCUGGCAUUAGUUAGAAUGUUCAGAGCCUGCUGAGUCUACAAUGUAAAGGCUACCAUAAUGGAAUGUGCUGUCCUGAUAGCAUGACUUGGUUCUGUGUUUCCAGGUGUCCAGAGAGCCUGUGAGGAUCGGAGGCAUCACUGAUAACAUGGACCAGCUACUUGGCGGUACUAUUACACUGAGGGGAAACACACACACACACACACACAUACACACGAAAUGGGACAACAGAGUUAAAAGCAGAUGCAUUGUUCUCCAUGAGUAUAUUGUUUCACUAGGCUACACAGAAGUACAGAGAGACUAAAACAUAUGUAAGUUUUUCCUUCCUGUAGCUGUUUCAGUGGUGUAGACUGACUGGAGAGGGCUGGGGCUCACUCGUGCUAUGAUCAGCAGAAUGCCUCAGUGAUUACAGGAAGAAUGAUAGUUACAGGAAGAGGGCUUUUUCUUUCUAUUCCCCCAGUGAACCUGUUCCGAUCACAGCCUGACAAACACCAUGGUUAUGUCCCAAAUGUCCUAUUCCUUAAUAGCGCACUACUUUUGAACAAAGCCUAUGGGGCUCUGGUCAAAAGUAGUGCACUAUAUAGGGUGGCAUUUGGGACAUACCCCGUGACCCACAGUCUGCAUUGUGCUGAAUCUAUAGCCUGUACUUUCAUUUACAUAGCUUAUGAGAGGUGUGUGUAACCUGUGCUUCUCUCGGUCUGUCUCCUAGAUGCAGGGAGCGUAGAGUCCGUGCCACUGCGGGACAGGAUGGCCAUGUACCAGGCUGCUGUGUCUAAAACUGAGGUGUUAUCCUCCUCAGUCAGCGUGAGUACCUGUCCUGUCCUUUACUCUCGGACUGCCAUGGAAGACUAACUUCAUUGUCUAUGGUUGCAGUUCUCAAAUCUGACUGAACUUGAGCUCAAAGUAAUAACUUUUGGACCACAGGAAGAAUAGCUGCUGCUUCGGCAAAAGCUAAUGGGGAUCCGAAUAAACCACACCAAACUUCAGGCCCAUCCCGGCCAGAACCUGUCAUGUGCAGGUUACUUAUCCCAACUGUAAAACAGGUCCCUGUCGUUCUCUCUCUAACAGAGUGAUCAGCUGGACUCAGACCUCCUCCUCUGCAGCAGCAAACAGAAGGAGAAUGUACCCCCAGGCAGUGGGGACAUGGUGAGGAACUGUGCUCUUUGUGUCUGUGUGUGUGUCUAUGUCUGAAACAUCCCUAAAUCAUCAUCCCCUCUCCUCUCCCUCUCCUCUCAGGGUUCGGACUCUGAGCCCAACAGUAGGAAAGCCUCUUCCACAGAGAGCAAUGGUAACUCUUUUGGUCCUCCACUACAUUUCACCAAAUCUAUAUUCUUGUCUGUCAUUAUUUGUCUCCUCAACUGAGUGUACAAAACAUUAAGGACACUUGCUCUUUCCAUGACAGACUGACUAGGUGAAUCCAUGUGAAAGCUUUGAUCGCUUUUUGAUGUCACUUGUUAAAUCCACUUCAAUCAGUAUCAUGGUCUCCAACAGGUUAAUCGGAGCUACCAGUAGCUAGCAGACCACUUAUGAGUAGCUCGCCAAACAAUUCUGAAAGUAUGUGCAAUUUUCACCUGUUCCACCGCAAACUGUCCUAAAUCUCAAGUAUCAGACACCGCAAGCUCCCAGCUACUAUCCAACCAACGCAACUUUGACAUUAUACCACCCCUGGUUAGCCACUAUUGGCUUAAAAAGGCAAACCUAACACAAUAUCUGCCAAUUAAGUUUCAGCAAUAAUGCCCCUUUCUGUCUGUGUGGUGCUGGCGUUUGUCUAUCACUCCGUGUGUAGCCAGUAGUGAUGGGUUGUUCGCAAACGAACGGCUCUUUUUGGUAAUCGUCGGGAAGCGAAUCGCAUAUGUGAAAGAGCCGUUCAUUUGGCUCCCUGAUUUGCAUCACUUUUACUAUAGCUUUUUGAGCUCCAGACAUCGAUUAUCUGCAGAUUAAUUAUAAAAACAUGAUCUGAAGAUGGUCAUUCGCAGUGCAUGAACAAUAUAAUGAGGAGAGGCUCAUUCUGGUCCACGCUAAUUUUUUCAGUGCAUUACAUUUUAUCCCCCCCAAAAAUGUUCAGGCCAUCUAAUAAUUUGGUCAGGUAAAAAUGUAUUUGAACUCACAUUUCACAAUCUGACAUAACGGUGGGCAACGUUCUAACCUUGAAAUUAGAGAUUGACAAUUUUUUUUAAUGGUUUUAGGUCAAUUUCUAAGCAUUACUGAACGAAGAGCCGUUUGGGAACCAAAUUAACGGCUCUUUUAGGUGAACAGAGCCAAAUGGUCCGGCUCACAGAAAAGACUCGGAAUGCCCAUCACUAGUAGCCAUUUGAUGUGAUAACCGUCUUGUGGGCUGACAGAAAUACUUUCUCCUAAACCUUCUCAAUUAAAUGUUAAUUGCACAGUAGUCUUACCUGGCAGAAGUAUAUCAUGAGUAAGUACAUCAUUAGUAUAUUUUAUUUGUUAUUUGCUAACUUUGCCAUGAAAUGAGCAACAGCAGUACAGAACCGUCGCUAAACCUGCACAUUAGAUGCCAAUUAAAGGGCCAGAUGCGCAAUUAAGUGUAGAUGAAGGGGCGGAGACAGGUUAAAGAAGGAUGUUUAAGCCUUGAGACAAUUGAGCCUUGAGUCCAUGCCCGACGAAUUAAAGCUGUUCUGAGGGCAGAGGGUGUGCGUGCACGUAAGCAACUCAAUAUUAGGAAGGUGUUCCUAAUGUUUGGUAUACUCAGUGUAUGAGGUUUCAGUUUGUGGGCAUUAGGUCAGUAUAUUUACAACAGCUCCCUCUGGUGUCGAGUGAGUCAUUACUGAAAUUAGUCUCAUGUCACAGCAGGCUCCAGUACCGGCACCUCCUCUGUAUCCUCUACCCAGAAGGACCAAGCUCAGCCCAAGACCUCCAGGGUGAGUUCAACAGUCCCUUUUUUGCAUUUGUCUCAGAGCAAACCAUUCAAACCAUUCACUAAUAAUAAUAAUAAUAAUAAUAAUAAUAAUAAUAAUAUAAUAAUAUGCCAUUUAGCAGAUGCUUUUAUCCAAAGCGACUUACAGUAAUGUGCGCAUACAUGUUUACGUAUGGGUGGUCCCAGGGAUGGAACCCACUACCCUGGCGUUACAAGCGCCAUGCUCUACCAAUUGAGCUACAUUCACUCUCCUAACUAACCUGCCUUGAAUGCCUCUCUUUGUUUUGUGAGUGUGCAGAGCUUCUGCUUGCCUGCACAGGAGAGUUGUGUGUCGUGUCAGAAGACCGUCUACCCUCUGGAGAGACUGGUGGCCAACCAACAGGUCUACCACAACACCUGCUUCAGAUGCUCCCACUGCAACACCAAACUCAGGUGAGUGGAUUGGACAGAGGCCAUGCAGCAAGGAAUUGUUUGUUUAUUGUUUAAACAUCUGUUAACCUCACUGUUAGUGGACUUUAUAUUGUCGUUAGGUCCACAGUCUUGUUCCUCUUGAGUUUUCAAGGAUGAGGGUUUUUGCUGCUUGAUUAUAAAAAUGAUUGUUUUUCUCAAUGUAUGUUCUUUGUCUCCCUCUGCUGGACAGCCUGGGGACCUAUGCCUCUCUGCACGGCCACGUCUAUUGCAAGCCUCACUUCUGUCAGCUGUUCAAGGCCAAGGGCAACUACGACGAGGGCUUCGGCCUGCGCCCUCACAAGGAGCUGUGGGAGACCAAAGGAGAGAGUGGGGCUGGGGAGGAACAGGGGACCGAACAGACCACAGAGGCCACCUCCUUCUCCAAAGACAAGCUGAAGAAGUGCGCCUCUACUGGCACACUGUUGAUCAGCCCAGCGGUAGAGGAGUCUCCACUGGCCAAGGUCAACGUGGUGACAGCCUCCCUGGAGACCCGCGCCCAGAUCUCAGCAGAGAAGGACAAGCCAGUGGAGACACGUCGGCUGAAGAUCUCCUGGCCCCCCCGCACCGAAGGAGAUGGAGAGGGGGGUAACAUGGGGGCCAGCCCCACCUCAGACGGGAGCUCCGCUGCCAGACCAUCCCGUGCCAAGUGGCCCCCAGAGGGUGACUCGGCCUUCCCCGACCAGAGCCCAGAGUCCACCGAAUGCUCAACCCUCUGCAGGAGCUCCUCCCUCAAAGAGCGCAGCCAGCCCUUCUCAUUGGCCAGCCCCUCCCAUGCUCCCGCCCCUGCUGCCAGUCAGACAACCAAUUCUGAGCCAGAGCCGCUGGAGAGGAGGAGCUCAUUGAAGGACAGGGAGCCUGAGCCGGCCUCCAGUCCUGAGGAACAGAGCAUGGAGGUCCAGGAACAACCUGACAGCCUGUCACCUGACUACCACACGCCUUCUGACAACAGCUAUGUGGAUGUCCACACCAGCUCUGAGGAGGAGGUGACGGAGGGGAGAGUCGCACCUCUAAAAGAGAACCACCACAAUUCACUAGAAACAAAACAAGAACAGGGAGUGAAGGAGGACAGGGAGGAGGAAGAAGAACAAGAAGAGGAGAAGAUGGAGGGAGAAGAAGAUGGAGAAGAGGAGGGGGAAGGGUUACCUUCACAAAACUGCCAGACUGCCUCGUCAGAGAUCGUCACGCCCCCCUCUUCUCCAGAGGCGGAGCCUAGGCCCAAGACCAACCACAAGUCUCAGGAUGUGGGCUUCUGGGACGGCGAGGAGGCCGUGUCUGUAGAGGAGAUGAUUAAGAGGAACCGCUACUAUGAGGAAGAUGAGGACGAAGAGGACUGAAAGAGACUGGUUUAUUAAGCCAUGAACAUUAUUAGACAUGAUUGACUGUAAUCCUCCGCCCCUCCAUUUUGUUUGAAUUGUAGAUUUUCUCUCUUCAUUUCCCUUUAACCUAAGGAACCAUGUCUGUCUGGCUGUGUUUGGUGCGCUGUCAGUUGUGCUCUCUCGCUCUCUCUCUCUCUCUCUGAAACUACUAAUUGUAAUAAUUUAUCUAUGUCAAUUUGACCUUAGCUCUGUGUUUGUCUGGAAGAUGGCACAGU